Molecule: messenger RNA, 729 nt
Organism: Suhomyces tanzawaensis NRRL Y-17324
Lineage: Eukaryota; Fungi; Ascomycota; Pichiomycetes; Serinales; Debaryomycetaceae
Exons: 1
Coding region: 1-729 (242 amino acids)
Biological process (GO): double-strand break repair via homologous recombination; DNA damage tolerance
Cellular component (GO): nucleus; Smc5-Smc6 complex
Molecular function (GO): ubiquitin-protein transferase activity
Source: RefSeq, a predicted model, not a curated record
AUGCCCCCAUAUACAGAGGUACACAGGGUCCUCCUCACGCUCAUUAGGGCCUCCAAGUGCAUCAGCUCGAGUGUGUUGGAGAAGCACUUUCUAACCAUUCUUAAAGAGCUCAGUCCAGAGAUUUUGGAAUCAAAUCAUACCGUCAAUUCAGUGCUCAAUGAUCACAUCUCCAACAUCAACGUACGGAUCAACCAGCACGGGUUCAAGAUAGACAAGAAGAACCACCAGGUGUCAGGCGAACUCCACUACAUCUUUAUCAACACCGACAAUGAUAGUAUUGUCAAACUAAAUACCCAAUUCUCACCCAAAGAGCUUGAAUGCAUCAAGGUAUUGAUCGACAAAGUGGUGACUUCUGAAGACUACAGCUUGAAGAUGGUUGUGGCUGGACAGGUGAUCAACGGCGUGUUGGGCAAGUCCUUGGAGGAGUCGUAUAGCUUCAUCAACAGGCUCAUCGACGAAGGAUGGCUCGUGCUAUCCAAACAAGACCACGUCUUGCUUUCGAUGAGAUCCAUCAGCGAAUUAAAGUCGUACUUGAUCGAUAGGCACGGAGUAACCACAGCGACCAACAUGGGUCGGAUCUUGUUGUGCAAGCAAUGCCAGGAAAUCGUGACAUUGGGCUACCAAACAGGCGAAGAUGAUGCCUUUCAUUACAAAUGCUACGAUGUAUAUUCCAACGGGGAUCCGGGUGUCAAUUUAGCACGCGUGGGCGUGCUGCCAGACACUCUUUGA